AUGGAAAUGCAAGGUUUAGCUGGUAUCUGCGUUGGUCUAGGCAUCCCUGAAGAAGACGACAGCGGAAAUCGAAUUGGUUAUACUAAGGGCGAUAACUGUUCUGAGAACUUAAAGGAUUUGUUGAGAUUUUUGAGGCGCGACGAUCCGCAAACACGAGGAGUAUUUAAGCAAGUGUGUAAAUGGAAUACUGUGGCUAAAGAUUUGAUUCCGAUUAUUCAGUACUGUCAAGAUGAUCGUAACUUGGUCUUAAAUGCAGUUAAGGUUCUAGUGUUUCUUACGAUGUCAAUCGAGCCAUCUUCGGGUAGUAUCCCGCAACAAGUAGAGUAUUUAUGGGGUUUGAAGGCUGCAAUUACUUGUAGUGAUACGAUUCCGGUGGUUGUUUCGCUUCUUGAAGGCCCACUGGAGAAUUUGGACCGUGGGGCUUUUACUGAGGAUGACUGGAAAUUGGUUCAGUUGGUGCUGACGUUGUUUAGAAAUAUUCUAGCAAUUCAAGAUUUUUCGAUGUUGCAGAAAGUUGGGGAAUCGGCAAGUCAGUUUUUGUCGCUAAGAGACAAGUUUUUGGAACUUUUGUUCCAUGAGAAUGUAAUGGACAUUAUUCUAGUUAUAACUCAGAAUAUAAAGGGCUCAUGCAGUUAUUUUCUUCACGACAACUUGCUUUUAUUAGAAAUUUUCCAUUGCAUUUUCAUGGGUCAAGAGCCAGAGUUGAUUGUUAAUGCCCGUGUAAAGGAUUCCAAGGUUGGUGGAAGCAGCAAUACUUCUCUUGACAGCCUCAAGUCCAUUAUGAAAGAAGAACAACAAAAAAAAAUGAAGCUUUCCAGACAACGAAAUGUGGUCCGUCAUUCACAAUUUAGUGGAACCUUUACACGGCUUACCAUGGAUGGUUCUAAAGCAGUAUACAAAGGAAACCCUGAUUCUGCCUCUCAGAUUCUACUCAAACCUCAUAAAGCUCAAAAGGGUCCCAGUAAAAAGAUUUUGUGGGACCAUGGGAGUUUACCUUCAAUGAAGGAUAAUAUUUUGGAGCUACUGCAUGAUUUUCUGAACCAGUUUCUAUUAGGAGGUUACAAUGAUUUGAUGGAGUCGAUCCGUGAAGAUAUUGAGAAGGAGCAUCAUGCUAUUCAAAACAGCGACGUUGUUGUUUUCUUUCAGGUUGCUCAGUUUGUUACUUCUUUUCAAUAUUACAAGUAUUUUACUUCCAAGCCAAAUAAGGAAAAGGACAAUUCUCAAGCCUUCACUGAUGAGUAUGCUGAUAGCACAUCAUUCAAAGGAUAUAUAUGUGGACCAAUUGCAGCAUCAAUGAAUGAAUCAAUGUUUCUACUGGUCAUUUCAAGAUGGCAAAAUGCUUUUGAAGGCCUGAAGGUGACACAUGAUUAUAAGUUUCUGUCCGCAGCUGGUGCUCUUAUGAGAAUUAUGGUAAAUCAUACCUAA
This is a messenger RNA of Dovyalis caffra, 1425 nucleotides long. NCBI's taxonomy places the organism in Eukaryota, Viridiplantae, Streptophyta, Magnoliopsida, Malpighiales, Salicaceae. The record is from the annotation of a GenBank genome assembly.